AACCCGAUCCUCGACCGUCUCUGCGAUUCCACUCACGCGAAAAGUGUUCCCUCUCCGAUGGCUUUCUCGGCUUCCGUCGUCCAAGUCUCCGCCGUCGUCGUCUUAGCCGUCCUCUUCGCAACGGCCACCACCGAGGCAGGGGCGAACAAUGCCGCUGUGGCCAUGAACACCGCGGCGUUACCGACAGCGGCGUCCUCGCUCCAGUACACCUGCUACCUGUGCCACAAGCGCAAGAGCCUGAUGAUGAAGCGGUGCCCCAUCGCGAAGGACGGCUGCCACGUGGCCUGUGUGACGCUGCCGACCCCUUCCACGCCCUCCCCUCCGCCCCCGGUGACCGCCCCCGGGGGCAGCGGCAGGGACGCCGACGACUGCUACGUCAUGAAGGUGUACCCCGACGGCAGCUGGGUCGUCGUCGACGUGGUCAGCUGCCGGCAGGCCGCCCCGGCGUGCUACCUCACGUGCAACGACGACGACGAGCCUGGCCGGGACGGGGCCGCCGGCACCACCCCGGUAGCACCCAGGGGCGCGCUGCCGUCCCUCCUCGCCGACUUCGAGCGGUGCGGCAACCAUGCCAUUUAGCACUAGCAGUAGGGCUAAUAACCACGACGAUGCAUGCAGUUGUCAAAAACGUCCAGUCGAACAGACUUUUUUUUGUCCCGUGCGUGUGCAUGUCCAUGUGAGGCCCGCGCAUGUCGUUGGUCACGUAGUUUGUGCAGGGAACAAGAUUCAGAAAUGCAAAGUUGCACCACCUCAUGGCUCAUGUGCCUGCUUUUCUUUUCCUGUUUCCUUUUUGAUGCCCCAAGUUGUGUUUGUCUAGUGGAUGUGGAUGCUC
This is a messenger RNA of Zea mays, 832 nucleotides long. RefSeq lists its product as uncharacterized. Lineage: Eukaryota; Viridiplantae; Streptophyta; Magnoliopsida; Poales; Poaceae. The record is from RefSeq and is marked validated. The transcript has a single exon. Bases 58 to 579 code for a protein of 173 amino acids.